GCCGGUACGCACCGCGCUCCACUCACACUGCGCACACACUGACGCCGCACCGAGGACUAACCAACAGCCAACAGCACCGACCGACCCACCGUACCGCCAAGACCACCCCUCUCCCCCAGCCUGCACCUUAAUCUGAUGGACCCCUAAACCCCACCGCUGCCAAGAAGAAGAAGAAGAAGAAGAAGAAGAAGCAGAAGAACCAUCAUGGACGAGACGCGCGUGCUGGCUCGAGUCUAGACAUCGCCAAAACCGAAAACUAACGCGCUCGCUCUGGAUCACUCCUUCAACGGGACGAUCUCGAAGAACUAGGCUUUUUUUUGCUCACUUUUUUUCCAAUUGUCCUCGCUGGUUGGAUUUGUGGUACCUCGCUGACUCGCAGGGAGGAUGGAGAGAGGCGGGAGACUGGCGCUACUCGCGUGCGUCCUGGCUGUGCACUUGAUGCCGCUGGCUGCGCACGGUAAUGAAGUUCUAACCAAUGGCACUGAACCGGAGAUUUCAGCCAACCUCACGUCCCUGCUGCCUGAGGAGGCAGAGCCCGAGAAGGCUGCGGAGUCUAUUGUCACGGUAACCGAAGUGAGCGCCUCAGCCGGUCCUGACACUGUGAGCACCACCAGCUCUCGAGGGGGCCGCCUGCCCCGUGCAGGAGAGCAGGGCGGGCCCUCAGAGCAGGGCAGUGGCAUGUUCUCUGAGCCAGUGGUCCCAGCUACAGAAGAAGCAGCCGUCCCACCUCAUAUCAGUCCCGAUUCAGCCGAGACCGAGCAUCUGCUGCCUAGCAACACCCAGGGACAGGAAGUUACGGAGGGGGAGGAGCCAGAGGAGGAGGAAGAGGAGGAGCUUCACACGGCACCACCCUGGAUCCACAACAAAGACACAGCUGUUUUCAAUCUCGACCGUUUUACGACAACCACGCCCCCACCCUCCACCAAUCCACCCAGCCAGGACGUCCUGCAUGUAGACUUCUUUGACCCCUCUUCUCGCGGGCGUGGGCUAGACCUAGCCCCGCCCUCUCCCUCCUCUCAGGCUCAUGAGCUGCAAGGAGGUGACCCCACUUCCUGGGCCAUGCCGGAUAACUACGACUAUCUGACGCCCUACGAUGACGGGGUGUCUCCUACUGCCGAAGACUACUACAUGACAACCACCGACGCCUACGAGAGCGAUGUGGACCUCCGGCUGUCCCGCACCAGGUCCCGCCUGCCGGGACCCAGCUCCUUCCUCCCAGGAGUGGGACGGGCCGGUGUGGGUGGCCCUGUGGCGGCACCCCCUGCUGCCCAGCCUGUGGACGGCUCUGACGGCCGGGGCGGGUGCAGGGUGGGCUACCAGAGGGUAAAUGGAAGCUGCCGCUCGCCCUGUGACCUGCAGCAGAACUACUGCCUGAAUGGGGGACAGUGCUACCUGCUGGAGGGGAUGGGCGUCUUCUGCAGGUGUAACAUCCAGGACUACAUGUGGAACAAGGGGGUGCGCUGUGAGUCGGUGGUCACUGAGUUCCAGGUCCUGUGCUUGGCUGUGGGGGCCUCCGCCGUGGUGCUGCUGCUGCUCUUCAUGAUCAUCGUCUGCUUCGCCAAGAGACUGCACCUGCUCAAGACCGAGAACAAGAAGCUCCGGCGACGCAGUAAGUACAGGCCUUCAUCGGAGCAGCACAAUGACAAUUUCUCCCUGUCCACCAUCGCUGAGGGCUCCCACCCAAAUGUAAGGAAACUGUGCGACACCCCUCCUAACGUCCCCCAUGCCCGUGCAUUGGCUUACUAUGAUAACAUUAUCUGUCAGGAUGAUCCUCACUCCCAGAACAAGCUGGAGGACCCGGUGAAGGCUCCGCCCAAAGAGGACGAAUCCCUGAACAUCCACAACUCCCUGACCCCCAAACCCGACCACCACAAAGUCCUGGGCGAGGAGAACUCCGAGGUAAACUCAAUGCAGAACAACAUGAUGUGAACACAGACACACUGACAACAGCAGGGGGCGCCCUCCCAGCUCUGUCUGACCUCUGCGCGCCUGACCGGUCAACCAACCAGCCUGCCAACUACCAGCCCGACAACCCAGUCUGCUACCGUCUCUAUACGGCUACACUGCCACCAAGCAGUCCCAGCUGCUGCAAAAAAGUCACCCCACCUCCGCUGCCACCAUGGAUGUAUUAUGAGAACUGAAAACAAACUGAAAUUGGGUUGAUUUGGUAUUGCAACAUUUUUAAGGGACAUCUUCCGAAGCAUUCUUAAUCUUUGUUUCUACAAAAAAACUUUUAUCGAUUUUAAAAUCUUUGUAUUUUUGACCAAAUUGGUUUACAUGAGUGGUGAGGUGGGUUGAUUACCUAAUUUUUAUCACAGUACACCCAUGACUCCCAUGGACAGUUGCAGUAUAAAUUGUGAUUUCUUUACAAAUUUAGGAACCUGCAAUAUUCUAUUAUUGUCAAAUAUAUUAUAUUAUAGCAAGGCUUCUGUAAAAGUUGUAAUGAUGCGGGGGAAUGAGUUAUUACCUAGACUCUCAGUGGAAGCUGACAGGAGCUGUUUGGUUUACUGUUCUAUUGUGCCAAUACUUUACAGUCAACAUAGUGCAGCACUGAAGUCAUUCAGGGCAUCUGACAAGAAUAAUGACUUGGUUAACUUUAGCUACAUGGCUCCUGUCUGCUUCUCUAAACUGGGUACAGCUUAAGAAUACAUAUCUUCAGAAAUGUGUCAUCUUCUUUCUUAGAACUUUGAGGAAUAUAACAUCCCUAUUAAGCCUGUCACAAACACAUUUUAAAGUGCGAAAUAUUGUUCAAGAAAAUAUAGACUUAGUAGUUAAGACACAUCGACAAUGAGUCAUAAAAUAGUUAUUUAUUCAACAAAUAACCCAUAAUGUGCCCCACUAAAUACAAUAGUACCCAUGAUAAACAAUGACCAUAAAGAAGUAUUUAACAUCUAUCAUUAAUUGAACACCAAUACUCGUUAUGGAAACUAUCGUGACAGGUCUAAACCCUUCAUUAGGUAGAUUGGAAUUUGAAGACCAUACAUUUUGUCAAUCGUCCGAAUAGAUCAAGUAAAAUUAGUCUAGACGCCAAUGUGCUAAUGCUAACGUGCUAAUUCUCAUUGAAAAUAACAGGGACUGACACUUCUACGGCUACUAUGGUUCUCAAAUACAUCCAAGGCUGCCACUGCCCCAGCUGAGAGUAACCCCCUUCUUCUUCUUCUCCUGCUGCCCCCGCUCCUUCCCUUAUUCAUUGUUUACUGUCACUCUACUGCCCCCUACCCCCCGACCUGCACACACGCACAUAUAGACAAACUGUGGAAAAAAGUGAAAAACAUAGCCACGCUUUUAAUGUGUACACUCAACACUCAAUCCCUGCCUGCAUCAGUGUAUUUUGUAAUAAAAAAAUAAAUCAACACAGUUUAAAGUUGUCAUUGUAUAAAAAAAAAAAAAAAAAAAAAAGAUGAAACUACUGAGAGUUUUUGAUGUUGAUGUAUGACUAAUCCAGUGCGUGUGUAUAAAUAUUGGAAACAUUGCUUGGGUUGAUUUUAAAUGGAACACAGUGUCUUGGUUUUUUGUGAUUUCUAAUCCUUUGAUGUAUUUUGAUUUUAUUUUGUACUUUUUUGAAUUUCGAACAGAGAAUAAACAAAAGAGAUUG
Molecule: messenger RNA, 3595 nt
Organism: Periophthalmus magnuspinnatus
Lineage: Eukaryota; Metazoa; Chordata; Actinopteri; Gobiiformes; Gobiidae
Gene: cspg5a
Product: chondroitin sulfate proteoglycan 5a
Exons: 5
Coding region: 385-1929 (514 amino acids)
Biological process (GO): nervous system development
Source: RefSeq, a predicted model, not a curated record